CUUCUAGUCUCUUGACUCUCUUCUAUCUCUCAUCUUUGCCUCUCUUUAAAUUUUAUUCACAAACCACAAUCUAAGUUAAUCAAACAAGCAUUAGAGAAUGUGAGAGGGAUACACUAUUCUCAUCCAAAAAAAUUUCUAGGUUUGGGCGGUGCUGCGGUGGACUGGUGGUGGUCGGUGGCGUCAGCCGUGGUGUGCUAGUCAGCCUUUGCUUUGCCCAACUCCUCAGUUUGAGGUCUUCUGCAUUCUGCCUUAAGUUAGGUUUUAUUUUCUUUAAUUUUUUUUUUGAGUGGCUUAGAAAUCCCCUUCUUUUUGCCUUUUAUAUGUGUCUUGUUGUUGGGUUUAGGGUGUCUUCCUUUUUUUUUUUCCUUGCUUGUGUGUGUUUUGGGGUGUUGUUUGGGCUUAAUUUUUGUUGUUGGGCUAAUAUUUUUUUAUAGCUUUUAAAAAUAUCAAUAAUAUUGUUGAGGGGGCAAAGUGCAAUUUUAUUGAAACAAAUUGCUAAAAAUAAUAUAUUAUAUAUACUAAAUUAAAAAAAAAAAAUUUUUGGAGGGCCACUGCACCCCACGUCCAACAAUAGCUUCGUCCCUAGUCGGAUUCAUUGAUUUUAUCAGAUUUUGUCACCCCUACCCACAUGACAAUGAUGACAUGCCAUGCCUAUAACGUUUGUUUACAUCCUAUAGCCAGAGUAGUACAUGAUAGAAAAAUGUUAGACCACAAAAAAUUGUGACUUUUGCCAUAACUCGUGAUGCGGCUAGUUGUGAGUAGCGGAGAAAACCACUUACAACUUGCCACAUACUUAAACAAGGCAAAAUUUGUAUAUAUAUAUAUAUAUAUAUAUAUAUAUAUAUAUAUAUAUAUAUAUAUAUAUAUAUAUAUGGGUCUUUUUUCCCAAGUAUGAGUUGCAUCUUGCAUUUUCCUCCCUUCUCCUUGGCCUAGAGCUUUAUUAAUCAUUCAUUUCUGUUUUGUUGUGCUCGUUUCUUUGUUGUUACAUGAUUACACUUUCCUAGUGAAACAUCAAUUAUUUAUUUAUUAAUACAAAAAUAUAUUAAUAAAUUACAGAUGAUAUUCCUCUAAUUCAAUCUUCUUGUAUACUUUCAAGAUUUUAAUCCUAAACAGAAACACUUGAGAUAGAAUUAACUAUUUAAAUGUUUUAGUUCUGUUGGUAAAAUUGCUUUAAAAUUAGCACUUAAACAAUAGCAAAAUGAGUUGUAGUAUCUUAAUUUAUGUGAUUAUUUUAAUUAUUAUUGGAGUAUUUUCUUUAUAAUUUUUUUAUUUGAUGGGUGAGUAUCUUUGUUUUAGUAUAAAAUAGAACAAGAUUUUUUUUUUUUGCCAUUUGCUGGCCUCAACUUUGCUAAACAAUUUUUUUUUCACAACUUGCUAAAAUGAGUAGUUGUGAGCAUUCGCCUACCCAACCUCAAAAAUCACUCACAUAAGCUUAUGCAUUCAUUGUGCAAAAUACGGUAUUUGUGCAAACAUAUACAAGUAUUGUUGCUGUGCGUUUUAGUUUUUUAUUAUUUCUUUUGCUUUUCUUCAAGGAAGAUAAUGGAUGGUGGUUAUGGUGUGUGAAGAAAGAAAAACAAUUAAAAAAUUAAGAAAAUUUGAUAUUUUAAUGAAAUAGAGGUUAGAAUAGAUUAUUUGAUGCGGGUAUUUUGAAAAGUGGUUAGAUAAAAUAGAUUUUUAUACUAAAAUGGCAUGAGCUAAUGCAAAUGCUUUGGAAUAAGAGACGAUCCAAAAUCCAUUAUUAAUAUAAUUUUUAUUUCCCAUCACUCAAAAUUUGUCUACUCAACAAGUUGUAUAUAAAAUUUGUCAAAGUAAAUAAUUGUGUCACUAUUCCUCCUACUAGAGCUCCGAGUCUAUUACUAACAACUUGGAGUUGUCAAUUAUUUAUUUAUUUAUUUAUUUUUGCAAUAGCGUUAUUAUGCUACAGGUUUGUUUGCCAUCAAAAUGAUCAUACUUAAUGACAAGGAAUUGGUAAACUAGCCUGAAAGAGAUGGCCUGCAAUAGUCAUAUGUAUUGUCCUGAUUGCAGGCAACAAGAUCGGACUAGUUGCAGUGAACAAGUAUGCAAAAUCUAUAACAAAAUUGAAUUAUCAAGUCGGCUUUGUAUUAGUAUUUAUGUGUGUGUGUGUGUGUGUUUUUUUUUUGAGGGGGAUGUAUUAGUAUUUACGUUGGGAAACCAUUUUAAUCUUAUGCAGUAGUGAUGGAGCUCUUUUUCUUCUUCCUCAUUUCGCUACUCUUGGUUUAUUCCAUUUAUUUUAGCAUUUGGACUUUAGCUUAUAAAACCAAAGAAAAUGUCACCGGCAUGAGGCCAAGUCUCCCUCCUGGAAGUUUUGGUUGGCCAAUUAUUGGUGAAACCCUUCAAUUUAUUGCUGCACACUAUGAGGGAACUGUAGAUAAAUUUGUCUCAAAGAGAGCAACCAAAUAUUCCUCCAAAGUAUUCAAGACUUCUCUUCUUGGAGAGAAUUUUAUCGUUUUUUCGGGCGCUGCUGCGAAUAGAUUCAUUUUUUCAAAUGAUAACAAGUUGUUCGCACGUUGGCGACCUCCCUCAGUUCAAAAACUCUUUCCCUCCAUGAAAUUUGUACCCAUUGAACAUGAUGCUGCCAAGGCCAAGAAGUUUAUGUCCUUGUUCUUCAAAUUCAAUGAGGCUCAAAAAUUAGUAGCAUCAAUUGACUCUAUUUCAAGAAACCAAUUGAAGAAUAAUUGGGAAGGCAAAGAUGAAGUCCAAGUACAUCCUCUAGUAAACAUGUACACAUUCACAUUAGUUUGCCAUUUAUUUUUGAGCAUCAAUGACACUGAAAAGGUAUCAAAGCUUUUGUACCACUUCAAUCAUCUCAAUGAAGGCAUACUAUCUAUACAAUUAAGUAUCCCCGGGACACCAUUUUAUCGUGCAAUCAAAGCAGCAGAAGCUCUUAGGAAAGAGAUUUAUUUGAUUAUUAAGGAGAGGAGGGAAGCCUUGGCAAAGAAUUUAGCAUCUCCAACACAAGAUGUGCUAUCACAGAUGAUUGCUGUGCCGUUUGAUGAUGGGUUCAUGCCAGAAUUGGAGAUUGCAGACAAGAUUUUGGCAUUUCUAAUUGGUGGCCAAGAUACUACUACUGCUACAAUCACUUUUGCUAUGAAAUAUCUCGCAGAGAUGCCUCACCUCUACAAUGAAGUUUUAAAAGAGCAAAGAGAGGUCAGAGCAUUAAUGAAGCCAAGAGAAGUACUAUGCUGGGAGGACGUACAGAAAAUGAGAUACACAUGGAACUUUGUGAAUGAAGUAAUGAGGCAUAGAACAAUAAUUCCAGGUGCUUUCAGAGAAGCCAAGACAGAUAUCAACUAUGAAGGUUAUGUCAUUCCUAAGGGAUGGAAGAUAUAUUGGAGUGUGGGUUUUACCCAACAUAAUUCUGAGUACUUCUCAGAACCAGAAAAGUUUAAUCCCAUAAGAUUUGAAGGAAGUGGACCUCCUCCUUACUCCUAUGUUCCUUUUGGGGCAGGACCUUUAAUGUGCCCUGGAAAGGAGUAUGCUAGAAUGACCAUUCUUGUCUUCCUUCAUUAUGCAGUGAAAAUGUUCAAAUGGGAACCAAUUCUUCCCAAUGAGAAACUAAAGUUCAAGUUGGUCCACGUUCCAGCAGAGGGCUUCCCUGUUCGCCUUUCUCCGCACCAGAAUUAAGUAGGUUCUUUUUUUUUUUUAUAUGAUUUUUAUUUUACUUAAAUUUUUUUAAUAAUCAAGAAUAUUUUUUAGUACCAAAGAAAACACAUGGUACAUCAAGGUUUAAAUUUCUGUCCAAUGCAGUGGACAUAAUAUAUAUAUAUAUAUAUAUAUAUGAUGUAGACAUUUGUCUAAUUUGCACUGGACACGAUACUUUGUAGA
This is a messenger RNA of Quercus robur (English oak), 3846 nucleotides long. RefSeq names its product beta-amyrin 28-monooxygenase-like. The transcript is spliced from 3 exons. The record is from RefSeq and is a predicted model, not a curated record. Bases 2197 to 3645 code for a protein of 482 amino acids. NCBI's taxonomy places the organism in Eukaryota, Viridiplantae, Streptophyta, Magnoliopsida, Fagales, Fagaceae. Gene Ontology annotation, biological process: sterol metabolic process. Gene Ontology annotation, molecular function: oxidoreductase activity, acting on paired donors, with incorporation or reduction of molecular oxygen; heme binding; iron ion binding.